Macadamia integrifolia is the source of this 2220-nucleotide messenger RNA. RefSeq names its product cilia- and flagella-associated protein 251-like. Lineage: Eukaryota; Viridiplantae; Streptophyta; Magnoliopsida; Proteales; Proteaceae. Bases 355 to 1893 code for a protein of 512 amino acids. The record is from RefSeq and is a predicted model, not a curated record. The transcript has 2 exons.
UCCAUCACUCUUCACUGUCACACACAGUUUGAGAGGCUUCGAUUUGAGUUCUCGAUCGGAAAAGGAGAACUACUCCCACACCCCAUCUCUAAUUUCUCUCUUAAACGCAGGACCACGCACACACAAGCACCAUUGACACCCUCAAACAACUCUGUCACUCGUUCUCUCAGCUCCUUGGACAGGGAGGAGUGGAGGACUACAAGUCGUAGUAGUCCAUUUCCUCUAGGGACGACAUUGCUGUUAAGGACCAGAAGAACCCCUUUCCUUUGUGGAGCUCAGGCAGAGACCAGGUUUCCCCAUAGGUUCAACGGUCUUGCAGGUAGACAUAUCAGCUGAGGAGCUGUUGAACCAAACAUGUUCAGGCAAUCACCAAGUAGGAAUCAGAGAUCCAAAGGGGGAUUCAAGGUUAAACACGCUGUCCAGAUAUGUCUAUUGCUUGCCGUUUGCAUUUGGUUGCUUUACCAAGUUAAACACUCCCACGAUAAGAAAAAGGAAUUUGAGAGCACUGCAAAAAUCUCAGAGGAGGUAGAAAGUGGGCGUGAAAUCAUUAAACUCGGAAGAAAGGACCUCAAUCCACAUGUUGAGGAAUCGGCUUCGGAGAUUCAGAGACAAAAUGAUGAAGAGACCGAAGAAGAAAACAAGGUUGAAGAAGAGGAUGAAAUCAAGCCCGAAGAAAUUGAAGAAGAAGGAAGAGGUGGUGGAGAUGAUGAGAUAGAUGAAAAUGAUCAAGAGAGAGAAGAAGAGGAAACUGAACAUGCUGAAGAUUCCAUUGAUGAAGAAGAGAAGGAUAGGGAAGAAAAAGAAAAUGAAAGGGAAGGGCAGAAUGAUGAUAACAGUUCAUCAGAGGAUCAGGAUCAUGAUGGAGGAGACAGGAUUACUCAGGAGGCACGAGAGGAAAAUUAUAAGGGUGAUGAUGCUUCCAGUGCCGUGGUCCGGGAUGCCCAAGAAAUUGAAGAUUCAGGGGGCUCAAACAUGGAAGUGCAGGUAGAGAAUGCGGGAAACACUGAGCCAGAGCAAGAAAAUAGAUCCAACAGUAUAGAGGAAGUCACUGCCAAUGAGAAUGAUUCAGGCCCAAAGAUGGGAGAAGGUGAAAAAGUGGUCGCUAACCCCUCUGCAAAUGCUACAGUGACAGAAGUUAAGAUGGGAGAAGAUGUAAAAGUUGAAUCUCACCUCUCUGCAAAUGCUUUAGCCACUGAAGGUAGGGGUACCAAUGUAACCUUGGCUCAAUCAGAGGAUGGUUCUACUUCUAAUUCAACAUUAACAACAGAAUCCAACAACCAAAUAGAGGUAAAUGAUAGCUUAACAGCAGAUAAUGCAAAAACUCCUAGUUCACCCCUGCAGAAUGGAACCGAGACAAUCACUGAUCCAACUCAACAUCAAAAUGCAUCAGAGGAAAGUGGAAGACCUACCGUAGGUGACAACUACUUGCAAACUGAUGUGUUGGAGCAGAUAAACUCCAACACAACAGAGAGAGAAGAGAAAUCAGAGACCAAUACGAACGUUGCCCUAAACACUGGGAAUUCAGAUGUAGCCAGUGGAGAACAAACCAAUGCUUCUGGUAGUUCUAGUUCUGUUGUUCCAGAUUUGCAGGCCAUGGAUGCUAAUGUUACUGCUGUUGCAGAAGAUGGAUCAUCAUCUUUGACCACAAAUGAGAAUGCUGAAAUGGUUCAGAGCGAGAAGUCCAAUAAAACUACUGGAAUGGAGGAAAAUAAGGAUGGCUCCACAUCUUCAAUGACGAAUGAGAAUGAGAAUGCAACUGUAAUUCAACAUGGCACCACUGAUUCUUCUGAUCCAUCCAUCCUCCAGGAGGUGAAAGAAGCUCGGACAGAUCUAGGAACCAUGCCAGAGACCAAAACUGAAGGGACGAAUCAUGAUGGUGUGGCAACUGAGUGACAAUAACAAUAAUAGCCCUUUUCUUUUUAUUAGCAAAUAUGUAAGUUUCUUGCUUGUUUCUGUUCUUGGAACAUCAAUCAAUGUUUCAGGAAGAUGGGUAGGUUGAGUUUGUCUAGAAUAGAUUGCAAUUGUAAAAAUUCGGUAGUGUCCUGAAAUCGCUGUUGCGGAAUGUUCAUGGGUUAUCUAAAUGCUGCAUAUAUUGGACCUCAUGCUCCCAGGUAGUUGGGAUGAGUCCUUGUGAUUUAUCCCUUUCAUUUUAUUCCCUUGUCUGUGACCAGAUAUACCUAUUGAACAGCGACGCAUUAUGCAUAUCUGUACUUUUUCUUC